ACCACAGUUUCUCCAGCAGAUCCGGAGAGGCGACAGACGAACUCCGGAACCGAUGGUCAUGAAGUGGCUCCGUUUUACGUUCCUGGCUCUCGGGCUUUUCUCGCUGUGCUGUUCCUCGGCCGGUGACAGCAGCGGGAUUAAGAAGAUGAAGAUGCAGUUCGCUACGGGCCCGCUUCUCAAGUUCCAAAUCUGUAUUUCCUGAGGUUACAAGCGGGUGUUUGAGGAGUACACGCAGGCCUUGUACCAGCGGUACCCAGACAUCCGCAUCGAAGGAGAGAACUAUCUUCCUAUCCCUAUCUAUCGACACAUCGCUUCCUUUCUCUCUGUGUUCAAACUACUGGUGAUCGGUCUGAUAAUAAUUGGCAGAGACCCUUUUGCCCUCUUUGGUAUGCAAGCCCCAGGUAUCUGGGAGUGGGGUCAGGGUAACAAGAUUUAUGCCUGCAUGAUGGUUUUCUUCUUCAGCAAUAUGAUUGAAAAUCAGCUGAUGUCCACUGGAGCUUUUGAAAUCACACUAAAUGAUGUGCCAGUAUGGUCCAAACUGGAGUCUGGUCACUUGCCCUCCAUGCAGCAGCUUGUACAGAUUUUGGACAAUGAGAUGAAAAUGAACGUUCACAUGAACACAAGACCUCACCACCACUCCUAACCCCCCUUCAAGUCCUGGCUAGAAGCUAAAAGCCCCUCCAUGUUUGAGGUGGGUUUCUCAUUGGGCUGUGAAGUGAUGUUCAUGAAGGUCUGUGCUGAAAGCAGUCACUCUGUUAGCACAGACUGGAUACUCCCAUCAUUCUUCACUGUGUCCUUUUCGAGACAUCCUGCCCCGGACGCCAGAGUGGGAUGAGUGCUGCAGUGCCACCCUUACUCCCUGCCCCCUUACGUGUUGUACUCGUCACACAUUUGCAGAUGUCGUCAUCAGGUGUUUCCAGUGGUUCCACGAAGAGAGAAAUAUGAUUAAUUCUUUAACUCGUCCAUGUGAAUAAAACACUCAUCAAUUGUACCACUGAGCCAUAUGUAGGUUUUGUUUUUGUUUUUUUAAGUUUAAGUUAAUAAAACUAGUCAGUCUUAAACACCUCGACAUUGUGAAAAUAACAUUAGGAAAUUGUUUCUUGUAUGAUUUCUGAAUAAUUUUUAUAUUUGCAUAACUUGGGAAAACUAUGAAGAUGAAUAAAAACGUCUUGUAACUAUU
Messenger RNA from Cynoglossus semilaevis (tongue sole), 1180 nucleotides. RefSeq names its product selenoprotein T, 1a (gene selenot1a). Gene Ontology annotation, molecular function: thioredoxin-disulfide reductase (NADPH) activity. The record is from RefSeq and is a predicted model, not a curated record. The transcript has 6 exons. Gene Ontology annotation, cellular component: endoplasmic reticulum membrane. Gene Ontology annotation, biological process: cell redox homeostasis. Lineage: Eukaryota; Metazoa; Chordata; Actinopteri; Pleuronectiformes; Cynoglossidae.